CUGCGGACCGGGGACUAUCUAGUUCCCUCAUUCCGUGGGCACCCCCCCCAACCCGCAGUAAAGAUACCCUGGUCCAUUUCAUAAGCACCUGGAGAAACCGACUCUAGUCUACUUGUAUACCCGUUCUCUGUUAUUUCGACUGUUUGUAUCAUUUGCUUUCUUCGCUUCCCACUCGUCUCGUCGAGGAUCUGAUCUCACGUCCCUUAUCCUGGAUAUCACUUGCACGGCGGACUCGGCCAUGGAAUGUUUGCGCGACUAGGCCACUUAACCCAGGACAACUACGCGCACUUUUGACAGUCGACCACAAUGGUAAUGGAAGACGACGAAGACACCGUCAUGGGAGACGCAGGCGCUCACCACCUCUCCGCCGCCCAUGGCUGGUCCAACAAUGGCCAACUGAAUGGCCGCGCGGAUCCAUCCAUUGCCCCCCCGCUGCUGGGACAGACCAUGAAGCUGCCGGUCUCGGUGCACUCGGGAGACUCGCGGCCUGGGAACCCCCAACCCAGUAAUCAGGAAGUGUCGCCACCGAAGAGCCUGCCCAAGUCCACCGACUCCGGCGACGCGACGACUGAGGAGCAAGACAGCCUUGAAGAGGAAGCCUCCGACUGGCCCGAUGACGAUACCACGGCGCGCACCGGGCUUCCCCUCGCGUCCCUCGCGUCGGGGUUAUGCUACGACGUGCAGAUGCGCUAUCAUUGUGAGGUGCGGCCCACUGCGGACGUCCACCCAGAAGAUCCACGGAGAAUCUACUACAUCUACAAGGAGCUUUGUCGAGCAGGGCUCGUCGAUGACCCUGAGUCGUGUCGACCCCUUGUCUCGCGCCCGCUCAAGCGUAUCGAUGCUCGCAACGCCACGGAGGCGGAAAUCUCGCUUGUCCAUGCGGCAGACCAUUUUGCAUUUGUAGAAAGCACGAAAGACAUGUCUGAUAACGCUCUGAUUGCAUUGGAGCACACCCGCGAUUCCAUAUACUUCAAUAAACUGACCUUUGCGUCCUCGAUACUGUCGGUUGGAGGCGCGAUUGAAACAUGCUUAGCUGUCGCAACUCGCAAAGUCAAGAACGCUAUCGCAGUCAUUCGGCCCCCUGGACAUCAUGCCGAACAUGACAAGACCAUGGGCUUCUGUCUGUUCAACAAUGUCUCCAUAGCGGCACGCGUCUGCCAGCAGCGUCUAGGAGACGAAUGCAGGAAGAUUAUGAUUCUGGAUUGGGAUGUUCAUCAUGGAAACGGCAUUCAGAAGGCCUUCUACGAGGACCCCAAUGUUCUAUACAUUUCACUCCAUGUGUAUCAGGAUGGCAAGUUCUACCCUGGAGGCGAUGAGGGUGACUGGGACCACUGCGGUGAAGGCGCUGGCCUCGGAAGAAACGUGAAUAUCCCUUGGCCCAGCCAGGGAAUGGGUGACGGGGAUUACCUGUAUGCGUUUCAGGAGGUCGUGAUGCCAAUUGCGCAAGAAUUUGACCCGGACCUGGUUAUCGUCGCAUCUGGAUUUGAUGCCGCUGUAGGCGAUGAGCUUGGAGGGUGCUUUGUCACACCAUCGUGCUACGCUCACAUGACGCACAUGCUCAUGCGGCUCGCGAAUGGCAAAGUUGCCGUCUGUCUCGAGGGAGGAUACAACUUCAGAUCAAUCUCCAAGUCAGCCCUUGCUGUCACGAAGACCCUCAUGGGCGACCCGCCUGACAGAAUUCACACCACCACGCCUUCGACAGUCGCAACCACUGCCGUGCGUCGUGUGAUGAUGAUCCAGUCGCGCCAUUGGCACUGCAUGCAUCCGAAGGGGCCCGAAGAGGGCGGGGUGUACACCGACAGGCUUCAUGAUGUCAUUCGUGGCUACCAAACCAAACAGCUUUACGACAACUACAAGCUCACGUCUCUCUACAUCUACCGCAGCGCCAUCUCCAAGUCAUUCGAGAAUCAAGUUCUAGCCACUCCGAACUAUCACCAAGCCGUGCCUCUGCUCGUUAUCUUCCAUGACCCCCCCGAGAUCAUGGGCCUGCCCCAUCCAGUCACCAACAAGCUGGAGGCUCACAACUGCUGGCUGGCUGAUGUGAUGAAGGACUACAUUGGCUGGGCCGUCGGCAAGGGGUAUGCCGUCAUCGAUGUCAACAUCCCCAAGCAUGUGACGACGGGUCCUUCAUCCCACAAAUACCAAGAAGAGGACGAAAACCGACCCACCGCCACCGAAGAACUGGCCGCGUACCUCUGGGAUAACUACAUCGAACCCAACGACGCGCGCGAAAUCUUCUUCCUCGGCAUCGGAAAUGCCUUCUACGGCGUGGCCAACCUGCUGAUCAACCGCGAGACAUUGUACAAGCGUGUCAACGCGGUGGUUUCUUUCGUCGCCGAGAACCCUGUUCGCGCCAUCGCCUCGCACACCCAGGUCUGGCUUUCGCGGUGGUACAAAGAUAACUCCCUCGUCUUCGUCUCCCACACCCACGGCGUCUGGAACAGCGACGAGUCCCGCCGCAAGCCCUCCAAGCGCUAUGGCCACCUCCUGCAGUCUCCGAAAUCCGGGCUCAGCGAGAUGCUCAUGCACCACAAGGAGGAGGUGUUCGAGUGGAUUGCCGAGCGCGCGGACGUGCAUGAUAGCGAGGAGACCGAGGAGGAGAAGUUCCUUCCUCCGCCGGCGAAGCCGGCCAAGAGUAAGAGUCGAUCGCCGGUGAAGGAGGGUCAUAAUUGAAUCUGGAUGCAAAUGUGAAUGUGAAUCUAAACCCGAUUCUGAAUUGGGAAUUGGGGAUGAUGAGGAUGUGGAUUGGGUUACUUGUGCAUAGACGGGAUGAUAUGAGGUGGAUACUUAGGUUGGGGAUUGGAUCAAGGGGUGUGGUAGUGGUGGUAAGGGAUGGCACAUGUACCCGUAGCCGGAUAAGAUAGGAUAGGUGGUGGUGGUGGUGUCUAGAUGAUGAUAUGCAUUUUCUUUCGUUUCUUU
Aspergillus heteromorphus CBS 117.55 is the source of this 2919-nucleotide messenger RNA. It is a transcript of the gene hdaA, whose product is annotated as histone deacetylase hdaA. The coding region runs from base 307 to 2673 and encodes 788 amino acids. Gene Ontology annotation, cellular component: histone deacetylase complex. NCBI's taxonomy places the organism in Eukaryota, Fungi, Ascomycota, Eurotiomycetes, Eurotiales, Aspergillaceae. The transcript has 15 exons. The record is from RefSeq and is a predicted model, not a curated record. Gene Ontology annotation, biological process: chromatin organization. Gene Ontology annotation, molecular function: histone deacetylase activity.